Messenger RNA from Nothobranchius furzeri (turquoise killifish), 5031 nucleotides. The record is from RefSeq and is a predicted model, not a curated record. NCBI's taxonomy places the organism in Eukaryota, Metazoa, Chordata, Actinopteri, Cyprinodontiformes, Nothobranchiidae.
GCAGGGAGGACCAGCAAGCUUCAAGAAUGUGGAGGAGCUUCACCGGGAGUGGAUUGAUGCUGGAAUCAGAGCAUCAAGGGCCUCUACACACAGACCGGUCCCACACACGAGCUCCAGAUGUCAUGUUCCUGGUGUCCGUCCACUCCUGAACCAGAGAACUCUAAACAUCUCACGUGGGCUACAGAGAAACAGAACUGGAUUGUUGCUCAAAAGUCCAACGUUCUCUUAUCAGAUGGAAGUUAAGUCUGCAGGUCAUUUGGAAAUCAAGGUCCUAGAGUCUAGAAGAAGAGUGGAGAUGCUAAAAAUCCUUGGGAGUCCAGUUGAAGUUUCCAAAGCCAGUGAAGGUUUGGAGCUCCAUGUCCUCGGCCAGUGUUGGUCCGCUGUGGUUUCUGAUGUCCACAGUGAGCGUAGACACCUCCCAGGACAUUUUAGAGACCUUCAUGCUCCCUUCUGGACCUGGUUCUGUCCAGACUGCCAAAGGCAUCAUCAUUUUCUCUUUCAGCUGCAUUCGUUUGCAUAUUGGACAGUUUAACUUGUGCAUUGGAUUCAUUAUUGGAUCAAAUCCUUUCAAACAUUAUAACAACUGUGGGAUCGGGGCUUGGAUGUGAUCUAAAAGGUUCGUCUAAGUGCUGCAGACAAAUAAUCUCUUCCAACAUAAUGGAGGGCAACAGAUAUAGAGAAACUCACAAGUCACUGACACUACCACCUUCAACAGGAAGUGAUGACUUCCGGCUGCAGUCUGAUACGACGCUGAAAUACCUCGCACACACAGCUUCCCCUUAUCUCACACCCAGAAAACACACACCAGCUCCCCAAGAAGGAGUCUGGCUCAUAGCAUCACCAUGUCAGGUCCAAGUGAGCACAUCUCUAGAGGAGAGCAUUUCCUUCAGACACCUGAAAAGACUUUUCACGUUUAAUUUUCUACAAAAGAACAAAAGCGGGAUUCGACUAGCUGCAGAGUUAAGGCUCCAUCCAAAAGCGGAGUCAGCGUCUGAGGCUGUUUCCAGACCUAAUGACGAUGAAUCAUAGGAACAUGUCCUACCAAGACAAAGACAGUUUUCACCAAUUCAUCAACGAAAAUUAGGGGUCACAAGGAAACCGAAAGACAGAAGGGAUUUUAAAGAAGAGGAAAAUCCUGAGGUCAAAGCAAGGAGACACAAAGAGGAGGAGGUACCGUUGUCUUUUUCCGACUCUUUCUGUGGAACGACUUUAUGACAGAACGUCCGUUGGGUUUCUGCUCACAGCUAAAGCCGCUGUAUAAGGAGCUGCUGUACACUAUUCUACAUAAGAUUGGUAAAUCAACAUCAGCUGAGGUCUUCACAGAGGCACAGCUUCACCUUUAUAUCCAGGAGGCUUUCACCAUGACUAAAUCAGAGCACGACACUCUGGUAGAGAAAGUACGAAACACAGAGCCUCCAGUGUACUGUCUGAUGGUCACUGUGAAAGAAGCCAAAGGAAUUCUGGGUAAAGACAUCAGCGGUUUUAGCGACCCUUACUGCCUGCUAAUGAUGCUGGAAGACGAGAAGAUUAAGACGAGUCGCUCACAGUCCAAACCCUGUAAAUCUGUUGUUAAGGACUUUGUAGCAGACGACAAAAUUUAUCAGACAGAGAUAAAGAAACAGACGCUAAACCCCAUUUGGAAUCAAACCUUUGUACUAGAAUUUGGCCAUAUCAGUGGUACCGCCUUCCACCUUGAGAUGUGGGACAAAGAUGAAGAGGUGUCCCUCACUCAGAAACUGGAGGAGAUCAGAACCAGCUUGACCAGUAUAAGAAGGAUGAUCAAAGAGGCCAAAAAAGAAAAAGGCACAGAUGACUUUUUGGGAAAUAUUGUUCUGAAACUGCAGGAUCUCCACUGCACCGAGGACAACUGGUACAAACUGGAGCCCCGAACAGAAACCUAUCCCGAUCGAGGCCAGUGUCACCUCAACCUGAAGUUCAUCCACAAAGCUAGAGACGAGACGCUGAGCGCCGGUCGCAGUGCUUACACCAACUACUGUGGGAUUCUGCAGCAGUUUGUCCAGGCUUACAUCUCCAAGGAACAGAGCUCCGCUCCAUGGAAAGGCGCAUUGUGCGGCGAGGCUCAGACUCUGCUUGAACUUUACGCUACACAGAAUGAUCUCUCUCCUUUUCUGCAAGACCUGGCGAAGUGGGUGGCCUACAGUAAACUGUACCAGAGUUUAGAGGUGGACUCGUCUGUGCUGCUCCAGCAGCUCACCAGUAUCGAGUACCACUGGCAUCAGCAGGAGCUGCCCUACCAGCAGAAACAGGAACUUGGGGAUUCUCUCCACGGGUUUCUGCAGUACGGGCUGUGUUUGGUGGCCAAAUACCGGGACAUCUUCCCUCCGACUCCUACUGCUACACCAAAAUUACACACGCUGCUCAGGAUUUUGGUCCAAAUCUGUAAGACUCAGGCCUUUCAGAAGCUGAACCCAGCUCACUUUGAGCUUCACGAUGAGAUCAACGAUGCCAUACAGACAGGGACUGAGGAGUGGUUUACCAUCAAAAAGGGUUUGCAUCAGCCCAUGACUAAGGACCUGAAAGAGAUCGGCAGCGCCCUCUUCAAGUUGAUCACAGAGGUGAAGGAAGACAUCAAACACAACAAGGAUGUGUGGAACAGAGUGUUUGUCAGUGCCGUGCAGGUGGAUGUGUUUACUGCUGUCUAUCAGAAGUUUGACUGCCUGCUUACAAAUGAAGUGAAGCAAACCUUAUCAUUAAUGGACGGCCAAAUGGAGCAGAACCUUGCCAAAAGUUUGUUUCCUAUUUAUCUGAGCUUGCAGACCAUCCACAAAGACAAGGCUUUUCUGCAGAGGAGGGGGUUUCUUCAGCUGUCGAGCUUUCACGAGGGCUUCAGAGAGGCUCUUCCAUACUGGCUGAACCAGGCUUUCAGCACCACUCAGGACAGGGUGGAAAGGGCGGUGCAGGUGGACCAGCUCCAGCCAUUGCAAAUUGGUGCCGUUCCUAUCAAGCACAGCUCCUCAGCAGUGGACUCGGUCGCCUGCAUCCAGCCCAUCUAUCAGCUGUGGGACCAGCUGUCCUGGCCCGAUCCCGAGGAAGCCUUCAUGCUCAUGGUCAAGACUACUGAGGAUGUGUGUAAGAUUGUGGUGAACUACUCCCACCUCCUGAAGCAGAGGGUCAGGGUGCUGUCUGAGAACUCCGACCAUGGCAGCGCCAUCAACAUGCUCUGUGUGGUUGUGAACGACCUGGAGCACAUGCGCUCAGUGCUGGAAAAGCUUCCUGUUCAGCUGAAAUGGGAGGGGCUUCGAGAACGCACUCAGAAUGUCAUAGGACAGAGCCAGUUUGAAAACACUCUGCAUUCACAAAAACAUCAAGCCCUGAGCACCCUCAGUCGAGAGAUCAAAUCAGCAUUAGCCACCCUGGGGAGGAAGUUAUACACCGAUAUUGAGAUUCACGUCAGAAGCAUGUCAACCAGACGGAGAAUCCCCUCCAAGUCCACAGAGGAUGCUGCAGCCCCUCUGAUGCGCUACCUUGAACAAGAGCUGGAAUACAUGAAUGAAAACCUGGUCCAAGAGAACUUCAACAGCCUCCUGACUCCUUUAUGGGAGAACUCGGUGAAGAUCCUUCAUCAGAUGUUUAAUCAGCAUUCACAACAAGAAGGGCUCAUGGUGUUCAGCCAGAGACUGCAGUACACCCUGCAGUGCCUUGAGCAGUGCUUUCAUGCUGAGGGGAAUGGACUCUCUCUGCAAAAGCUCCACUCGGAUGAGUACCAGACUCUAAAGGCCCUCCUCACUCACCACUCCAUGACCAGCCAACAGCUUAUAGAGAAGUUCUUUAGGAGAAAAAUAACAGAGCAGAAGAAUUACAGUGGGGAGAAAUAUGGUGCCGUGACUUUUCUCGCAACCUACAGGAUAUCUGACCAAAGACUCAGAGUUGAUGUGCUGAAUGCACUCAAACUCUUACCAAUGGACAGCAAUGGUUUCAGUGACCCCUUUGUGCACCUCUGCCUGGAGCCUCACCACAUCUUUCCUGAGGUUGAGCCUCGCUGCACUCAGAUCAAAAGAUGUGACCUCAAUCCUCUUUUUGAUGAGACUUUUGAAUUCCUGGUUUCCCUGGACCAGUGCCUCGCUCCAGGAGCUUGCCUGGUGAUCACAGUUCUGGACCAUGACACCUUGAUGACGGAUGACUUUGAGGGUGAAGCCUUCCUGGCUCUUGAAGAUGUUUCAGGGAUUUCUACCAAAGAAGAGGAAGGACAAAGCUUGCAGUCAGAUACCUCCUCUGGACAGAAACGCCUGCCUCUGAUGCAUCCUAAACCUAACGAGGACAGCAUCUUGAAGUUGCUGGAGUCCAGGAAAAGCGAGCGGGAGGCUCAGGCGUUUGUGAAGAAGCGGCGACAGCGGGAGAAACAGUCCCAGGAGGCUGUGAAGUCGUGACAAACACACCAACACACGGUCUUCCUCCAAAAAUAUACAAUUUGUUUUAAUGAUCAGUACCAAAAAAGGAAAAAGAAAGCACUCAGAAGGAAACACUGGCAUUGCAUGAGCUGUGUGUGGACAACAUGGUUUACCAAAGACCCGUCACAGUGAUCGCCAACACUUUCACACCUCCAUCUAAACAUUUACACAUCCGUAUGCGUCCUGAUGGUAAGAAGAAUCAGUGCAAAAGAAAGCUAUAACGUCACUUUUGUGUGUGUAUACAUUUAUAUAUAAUAUAUAUGAGAUAUAUAUUAUAAAGUUGGUGAAAUGCCAAAAAUGACCACAAAUGCAUAAAUUUGGCAAAUAAAUUUCAUUUAUGAAAAUGGCUUCGUUUGGGGUGUUUUGUGUUGGCAUGAGAGAGUUAAAUAAAAAAUACUCCCGUGUCCUGGCCCCCGAUUGUGAUGUCUUCCUGCUGAGGAAUGAGACAAACCUGUGUUUCUGACAGAUUGCUGCACAAUUCAAACUUUUUAGUAUUUGACCUUUUUACAAUUCACCGGCUAAAACUAUCACGUAAAAGCAUUCUGCUGCCAGGACGGCUCGUGGUGACAGCCUCUGGCUGCAGGGCUGAAGCUGGAGGUGUUUCCAGGGGGAUCCCCCCCCC